AUGCCUAAUGACACAGACAUCAUACCACAGCCUGCACUCAAAGUUCCUUCCCCGCACACAAAAUUCAUGGUCAGUUGGAUAUGUGUGCUAAAGUCCGAGUUCCGGGCAGCCGUGACCAUCCUGGACGAGAAGUACGAUAGAGCCGGCCUGAUCCGCGUUGGGACGCAUAAUGUGAUAAUCAAUCUCCCACCAGCGGAAAUGUACGGACGGAUCCAUGCAUCCAGAAUUACCAUGGACAUGAGAAGUACUUUUCCGAGAAUACGAUGCGUCCUUCUAGUCGGAAUCGCAGGCGGAGCGCCCUCCGAGAAGAACGACAUCCGGCUUGGUGAUGUGGUUCUCGGAACUAAGAUUGUUCCUUAUGCAACGGUCAAGGAUACCGAUCAUGGCUUUUUGCGUACGGGCUUAAUAAGAACUCCGCCAAGUGAGCUUUUGGAAACCAUCACGUUCCUGGAGGAGCGUCUUUGGUCGGAGAAUGUGAGUCACUUGGACUCUAUUGAGCGCAUUCGAACAAGAACCGCUAGAGGCCGGAUUGCAAUGGGCCUGUAUCCAAGGGAGAAUCGUGAAGGAGAUCCGGCGCGGUUGUUUAAAGGGGGCAUUGGGUCCGACGGCCAUGUCAUGAAAAUUGCUUCUACUCAAGCUACAGGAGUGAUAGACAUUACUCCUUGUCUGCCCAUCCGGGAAUCUCAGAUUACGCGGAUGGGCACAAAAACGAUGACUGGCAUCUAUAUGCCGCUUUGGAAGCAGCAGAAUGUGCGAGGGUGCUCUUGCUAUCUCGUGGAUCGCUACAUAACAGGUGCGGUCGGCAACCCAAAUGCCAUUUCUGGCAACGACAUCGAGAAGCUGAAGCAGAACCGUGAUAGUUCAAUGGAGCGUCAUGCUUUACCCAAAGAGUUCAUGGUGCCGCAGCUUCGAAAGAUGCAGGGUGCAUCGCCCGAUGAUAUUCCUGGCGUCCGAAAGAAUUUGCAAAAGCUCAAAGACAUGCAAACAAAGCUGAGGAUGGGGCUGGAAGAUCUUGAUCUAACAAUGGAACAACACGACGAUUUACUUUAA
This is a messenger RNA of Aspergillus alliaceus, 1050 nucleotides long. RefSeq lists its product as uncharacterized. The record is from RefSeq and is a predicted model, not a curated record. Gene Ontology annotation, biological process: nucleoside metabolic process. The coding region runs from base 1 to 1050 and encodes 349 amino acids. Gene Ontology annotation, molecular function: catalytic activity. The transcript has 5 exons. Lineage: Eukaryota; Fungi; Ascomycota; Eurotiomycetes; Eurotiales; Aspergillaceae.